AAGUGUACAAGCGGCGUUUGAAGGUACGUAGUAGACAGGUCUUAUAUUACACAUUAUUUUUCCACCCAUCAGUUGUAUCAUGUUGGUUUUAGUAAUCUCUUUUGCUUGUCUUUCGGUUACUCGCUUGUCUACUCAGCACCGACCCAACUUUUUUUUUCUCCUUUCUUUCUUGGCUUACAUUUUCUUUGCCUAUCUCACGAUCCAAGCUAUCAUCUGAUUGGUGGCCUUCGGACUUUAUUCAGCUUCGGCGAAUACUGUGCCGCUGAAUAUUUAUCGCCGGCGAAACUUGCCAUGGCAGCUCUUACUUCGUAUUCAUAAAAUUUCACCCUUUUCUUUUUAAAUCUAUCUCGUUUUCAUUCCCCAAAAAGCACCAUAUAAUUAUGGUGCUUGGGAAUGGCAUCAAUAAUCCUAUGUGGAACCGUCGGAUACAGUUACAGGAGGAGCAAGACAGGAUGUCUCGCGGCCCUGCAAACGCGGGCCUCUCUCUUCUCAAGUCCCUAGAACCAAGGGCGGGAAAUCAUUUGUUAACGCCCGCUUUCCAACCGCAUGUUUCUCCGUUCCGCAAUCAAUAUCCCAACGAUAGAGGUGGGAAUGUGGGUUACCAGUCCAAGGUCAGGGUAGUCGACAAGUACAAGGUCAUCGGCUUCAUCAGUAGCGGAACCUAUGGCCGGGUGUACAAGGCCAUCAGCCGGCAUAAUCAGCCUGGCGAAUUCGCUAUCAAGAAGUUCAAGCCCGACAAGGAGGGCGAACAGAUCCAAUACUCAGGUAUCUCUCAAUCGGCGGUACGUGAGAUGGCAUUAUGUUCCGAACUGAAGCACGACAAUGUUAUCCGUCUCAUCGAAAUUAUCCUUGAGGAUAAGUGUAUUUUCAUGGUGUUUGAAUACGCCGAGCACGAUUUACUCCAGAUCAUUCACCACCAUACCCAACAGCCUCGCCACAGCAUACCACCUUCUACCGUCAAAAGCAUCAUGUUUCAACUACUUAACGGGUGUCAAUAUCUUCACAGCAAUUGGGUGUUACACCGCGAUCUUAAGCCUGCCAAUAUCAUGGUAACUUCUACCGGACAGGUCAAGAUUGGUGACUUGGGAUUGGCGCGGCUCUUCCACAAGCCGUUGCAUUCUCUCUGGAGUGGUGAUAAGGUCGUCGUGACAAUAUGGUAUCGCGCACCUGAAUUACUCCUAGGUAGCCGGCACUACACGCCCGCAAUCGACAUGUGGGCCAUCGGAUGCAUCUUCGCCGAACUUCUCUCGUUACGGCCCAUAUUCAAGGGGGAAGAAGCCAAGAUGGACAAAAAGACCGUCCCAUUCCAGCGCAACCAGAUGCAGAAAAUUGUCGAUAUAAUGGGCAUGCCUACUAAAGAGCGGUGGCCUUAUUUAGUCAGCAUGCCGGAGUACAAUAAUCUUAACAUGUUACAACCCCCAAUGCUUCACCCAGGUCAUCACGGCCACCAUGGACAUCAUCACCACCACAGUAAAUCCGCUGCGGCGACAAGCCAUCUCGAGAAAUGGUAUUAUAGCACCAUUGGCGCGCACUCAUCUACCUCGUCACCAAGCUCGAACGGUAGCCUCGCGGCCUUAGGAGCAGAAGGAUACAAGCUCCUCGCCGGCCUCCUAGAAUACGACCCCGAGCGUCGACUCACAGCCGCCCAAGCUCUUCAACAUCCGUUUUUCCAAGCAACUAGUGGCGGAGGCGGGAUUGCGGUAACGGCCGGUUGUUUCGAUGGUAUUAAGGCGACCUAUCCGCAGCGCCGAGUUAGUCAGGACGAUAACGAUAUUAGGACGGCGAGUCUACCUGGCACGAAACGCUCUGGUCUGCCGGAUGAUAGUAUGGUUAGGCCUGUUAAGAGGGUUAAGGACGGGUAGGUCUUAUUUUAGUCUGGCGAGGUAGGUAAGAGCAGAAUGGGAGAACGGUUCUUAGUUUGGUUUAUUAUUUAGAAUUACGGGAGUAUGGUUUCUAGGAAAGGGAUUCAUAAUGGAGCAAUGGCGCUAUAAGGCGGAGUUGAUGGGUUUAGUAUGGCAACUCUGGAAUGACCUCAAUAGGCGUCGCAUCGCAUUGCGUCUGUUGACCUGCCAUAUUUAAGGCGUUCUGGUAAUAAUCACAACAUAGCAUUUAGGAAUGGAUAUUCUACAUGAUACUAAACCUUGCGAUGACUUCAAUCUCUAUUCUCGAGCUAUAACACGGAGUUCACAACGUCAUCAAAUCAAAGCCCAAUAUUAGUUAUAAUCUAUUUCAUUACUCAAUACGAAGC
This is a messenger RNA of Hypoxylon trugodes, 2248 nucleotides long. RefSeq names its product Pkinase-domain-containing protein. The record is from RefSeq and is a predicted model, not a curated record. The transcript has 2 exons. NCBI's taxonomy places the organism in Eukaryota, Fungi, Ascomycota, Sordariomycetes, Xylariales, Hypoxylaceae. Gene Ontology annotation, biological process: protein phosphorylation. Gene Ontology annotation, molecular function: RNA polymerase II CTD heptapeptide repeat kinase activity; cyclin-dependent protein serine/threonine kinase activity; ATP binding. Gene Ontology annotation, cellular component: nucleus; mediator complex. Bases 381 to 1862 code for a protein of 493 amino acids.